This is a messenger RNA of Acanthaster planci (crown-of-thorns starfish), 4632 nucleotides long. Its product is annotated as gamma-aminobutyric acid type B receptor subunit 2-like. NCBI's taxonomy places the organism in Eukaryota, Metazoa, Echinodermata, Asteroidea, Valvatida, Acanthasteridae. The record is from RefSeq and is a predicted model, not a curated record. Gene Ontology annotation, biological process: G protein-coupled receptor signaling pathway; gamma-aminobutyric acid signaling pathway. Gene Ontology annotation, cellular component: G protein-coupled receptor heterodimeric complex; membrane. Gene Ontology annotation, molecular function: G protein-coupled GABA receptor activity.
GUUGCGAUGCCGGGCCAUGCACUCGGCUCAGGCAAUUUUAUACAAAGUGGUGUUACAGGUAUAGGGCACUUCAGCAUAGAUCACUUAUCGCUGAAUUUGGUUUCUACAUGCGUCAAGUAAGCAUCAGGAGUUCGCUUUAGCAAGCCCAUGGACGUACAGCAAAAUGUUGGCAAUGAUGUGGAGGCUUGUUUCUUCGGUGGGUAUCCUCUUUAUCUUAGCAGGGCUGACUUCUCUAGCUCAUAUUACAACGGGUGAAACGACACCAAGUACAACCUCGACGCAAAAUGCGGUGACUGCUUCUUGGUUCGACUCGGGACCAGUUUCCCCGAUAAUAGUAAUCGACCCGGACAACCAAACUGUGACCUACGCCUCGAUGGCUGAGGAUGGUACCGGGCCCUCCUCGACUGCGGGCUACGGAGUGCCCAGGCGGAAUAAUAAGACAGCGAUCUACUUGAGUGCAUACUUCACCUUUGGCGGCGGUUGGGAUGGAAGUGGCAUCCUUCCUGCCUGUCAGAUGGCCCUAGAGCACAUCAACUCACGUCCAGACAUCUUAGCGGGUUACGAUCUUAGAAUGAUUUGGAAUGACACGCAGUGCGAGGCCGGCUUGGGCACCCGUGUGUUUUUUGAUCAGCUUUAUCGCGAGCCGCAGAAGAUCAUGAUCCUGGGCCCAGCGUGCUCAACCGCCACUCAAGCCGUGGCCGAGACGGCCUACUACUGGAAUCUAGUCACGAUGUCGUAUGCGGCCGCCUCGUCUGCGUUGUCCAACCGCAAGAAGUUCCCCUUCUUCUAUCGGACGUACAUGCCGGAUGCCAUGUAUAAUCCCGCGAGAAUACGUCUGAUGCGAGAGUACGGAUGGAAACGGGUGGCCACAAUCCACGAGAACCACGAACUCUUUUCCCUGGCUAUUGACAACUUGUUGACAUUGUUGAAAGAGGCAAACAUCACCAUCAUCUCGUCCGAGAGUUUCUCUGAAGAUCCCCAAAACCAGAUUGAGAAUUUGAAGAACCAGGAUGCUAAGAUUAUUAUCGGGAACAUGUAUGAAGACAAGGCCAGACGGGUUUUCUGUGAGGCCUACCGGCACGGUAUGACAGGAGCCGACCAUGUGUGGAUGAUCAUCGGUUGGUACCGCGAGAAUUGGUGGAUGGACAAGGAUCCGAACAUUAAAUGCUCUGCCCUAGAGAUGAAACUUGCCGUAGAGGGCGUGCAGUACUUCUCCACGGAGAGUCUACAGCUGAGCACGUCGACAGAGCCGACCAUUGCUGGUAUAACACCGGCUGAGUACCAGUCAUUGCUUCGCAAUCGCAUGGAAUGGCCGGAGAAUCGCGGGUACACUUGGAACAGCCUUUCUCCCUACGGCUACGACGCUGUCUGGGCCAUCGCUCUCGCUUUGAACAAGUCUGUGGAAGUUCUCAAGUCGGAAAGGUAUGGCAGACGCCUGGAAGACUUCACCUAUGACGAUCGUGAAAUGGCAGAAUUGUUCUUUAAACUCCUUAACGAGACAGAAUUUACUGGUGUUUCCGGUCCAGUGGGAUUCAAGGAGGGAGAUCGAGUUGGUAUAACGCAGAUUGAGCAGUUACAAGCUUCCUGCCCCGAUGGUUGGCACCUCUAUCUGUCCUCCUGCUUUCGGUUUGUCUCACAGCCUGUGCUUCCCUACGAGAGGGCCGGGAACUUCUGUGCUGCCUUCCGUCCAGAUGCUGCUCUCGCUCACUUUGACAGCCAACUCGACCAUGAAUUCCUCAUCAGUGAGUGGACCUCCAAACCGGAAGCCGCUCCAGACAAAUGGCUGGUGUCUGUACUGCCGAAGGGAGCGAGUGAAGUGAACGCGUCCUGGAUUCCCGCCGGCAGUUCACCACACGUCACCGAAGACGGUGCAUGCGUUUACAUGGACUUUGAAAAAGGCGGGAUACUAGAGAUAGCAGACUGUGACGCUCUGUUUCCAUUUAUAUGCCGUGUCGCUGCAGAUUUUGCUGAGAGACAAGUUGCAUUAUACAGCGCCAUGAAUGACGACAUAGAAUGGCGAAGGGACAUCGUUUGGCAAGGUGACGGCCCUCCAUUAGACCGACCACCGCAGAUUGUUGUGGAGAUCGUGAGGCGAUACCAAGGAAUAUCCUCUGUACUCUAUCUCUGCCUCUGCGGAGUAACAGCCGUCUGUAUAAUUUUGUCUCUUUUCUUUCUGGUUUUCAACGUGAAGUACCGGCAGCAAAGGCAUGUGAAGAUGUCGAGCCCUAAUCUUAAUAAUCUCAUCAUUCUCGGUGCCGUCUUGGUGUACCUGUUCGUCGUCAUCUCUGGGCUAGACACCAAUAUCAUCUCAGAGGAUCUUUUUGAAAUAAUGUGUUAUGUGAAGACGUGGAUUCUAUCUAUUGGCUUUGUGCUGGCGUUCGGGGCCAUGUUCAGCAAGACUUGGCGGGUACAUCGAGUUGCCGCCUUCAAAACUCCCAAACGUCGGAUCGUAACAGAUAGACAGCUCUUUGUCAUGGUCUUUGUUCUUCUCCUCGUUGACGUCAUCAUUCUGAUAAUGUGGCAAGUGAUCGACCCCGUCAAGCUUCAAUCAGAGGAUCUCUACCAGCAGGAUGACCCAGAGAUCCCCAACAGGAUCAUACAGCCUUUCAUCAGAUACUGCAGCUGUGAUACCUUGACCUACUGGCUGGGCGCACUCUACGGCUACAAGGGACUACUGCUUAUUUUCGGUACCUUCCUGGCCUGGGAGACAAGAAAGGUGUCUAUUCCAGGACUUAACGACAGCAAGCUGAUAGGUGUGAGUGUAUACAAUGUGGUCAUCCUGUGUGUGAUCGGUGCCGCGGUUAGCACCGUCAUCAACAGUAACCCGGAAGCCCUCUUCGUCUUUGUCUCUUGUAUCAUUCUCUUCUGCACCAGCAUCACGCUGAUCGUAGUCUUUGUCCCCAAGAUUAUCGCAGUAGUGAAGUACCCCGACGGUGACCCAACUCAACCGGCCGCCCGGACGCGAACAAAUAACGCCAGUGAGACGUCCAGCACGAACACGAGUGUGACGACCGAGAACAAGCAACUCAAAGCCAGAAUUCAAGAGCUGGAGAACCGGAUCAAAGAAGCACAGGGCCACAGUCAGUCCAGCAUGCAUCCUGGGGCCGCUGAGGGCUGUGGGUGCUGGUCCUGCGGUCUGGUCUGUGGUUUUUCUGCUUCCAGAGAGAAAGACUACGGUGCUGAUGAGGCCGUCCCCGCAGAGAUUCACUCCCAACCCGUUGACAUGGAAGAACCUGCCGGUGUGAGCACAGCGGCUGUCUAGCACCCAAAGGCAGUGGAUUUUAUCAGGGCAACUACAGUGCAAGAACGGGUCAAACUAGCUGAAGAGAACAACCUGAUGUCUGUACAGUAGAGUUUUAACUUCAAAUCUAUUUUUAGUGUAUUUGAUUUGUUUCGUCACAUUUCGUGUAAUGGCACGUACCGUUUUAUCUUUGUCAAAAUUUUCCAGUUAAGCGCAGAAAAUGCCGUCACAGCGGAAAAAAAUGCCGAUAACAUUAUUAAUAUUAAAAUUCUGUUUGGGUUCACAAAGAAAAUGACCGGUUGAUCAUGUCAAAAUUAAUGUCGUUGGGUAAAGACAAAUACAGGCUUCAAUCGCAAAAUAUUAAGUCUGUGUUUGUACCUGUAGACGGUCACAUCAGUUAGAAUGAACGACGCAAGACCUAAACGCUGUGUGAAGCUUGUGCCGAUCGACUCUUAAAGUUGUGUAAACGAUUUACAGUAAUCUAUAUCCUUAUUUACUCAUAUGACAAAUACAUGUAAUGCAAAGCUUUGACGAUAUGAAGAAUUGUACGAUUAAUCACAAAUAUAAAUUUGACUAAAUGUGAAUUCUCAGCAGGAAAACAUUUGGUGAUUUCAAAAGUACUGUCCUGUGUGUGCACUUAAUUUAAAAGCAACACAAUUUGUGAAAUAACAGUUUUCAUCUAAACAAUGGAUAUUACUUAUUCUGUUCAGGAUUUGCACAAAAACAGUAUUAUAUAUAAAAAUUAAGGUCAUAUAGUGCACAUAUCUCGACUAGCCUCCGUCCAAUCUGUGAUUGUUGUUUAUUUUGUAAACGUAAUUUGCAAAUUGUGCAUUUUGGGGUUUGGUUGCAAAAGAGUUAUUGCUUCCAAAUUGUGCCUCUAUAAAGUUAUACAUACCGUUAAGCCUCAGACAUAUUUUUCCAGACUUCAAAGAUGAGCUUUUUAUAAAAAAAUGAUGGACCGUCAACAUAAGGGGACUAGGUUCUGAGUAACCCACUGGGAAGGAGUACACACCGGUAUCAAGCAAACUAUGGAACAGAGAGACCCCCCCCCCGCCUUUGUGUUGGUCAUUGUUAUACUGGUAUCUCAGGAAUUCUUUUCAGAAAUCUAGGGGGAUGUGUUGAGUGACAAUAGGCUGGAGUGUGUAUAGGGAUUGGACUUGUAUAAAGGAGCAAGUCAACGUUUCACUUGUUGCAGCUUUGUUUAAAUAGCGCCCUCAACCCGAUAAUAAUUGGCAAACGUAGCCACGUAGAACACUGCGCAAUAAUUCGUAAACAAAACAGGGUAGUUCACUGGUAUAUUGAUGGUGGGUUUGAAAGAUGAAAAUGUAAAUGGGAUUGCAAUAUGUUGUGUUGAAGUACUAUAUUAAUAAAAAAAUUGUGUAAGAAAUGUA